Messenger RNA from Pistacia vera, 1959 nucleotides. RefSeq names its product disease resistance protein SUMM2-like. The coding region runs from base 1 to 1959 and encodes 652 amino acids. The record is from RefSeq and is a predicted model, not a curated record. The transcript has a single exon. NCBI's taxonomy places the organism in Eukaryota, Viridiplantae, Streptophyta, Magnoliopsida, Sapindales, Anacardiaceae. Gene Ontology annotation, molecular function: ADP binding.
AUGGAACAAGCAGUUUCCUCCUGUGCAUCAACACUUUUAAACCUGUUCUGGGAGCCAAUCGCCAAGGAGGUUGAUCAUAAAUUCCAGUAUAGAGAAAGGAUUAAGGGGCUGAAAGAAGAAGUUGGGAAGCUGAAGAUGGCAAGAGAUGAAGUAGAGAGUUCUGUUAAAGAGGGGGAAGAUAAAAUUGGGUAUCUAGAGAUAAAAGUUGACAUAGAAAAGUGGCUUGACGACGUGGAUAAGUUCAUAGAAAAACAGAAACCCAACCUUGAGGAAGCUGACAAAGGCUGUUUCAUAGGUUUCUUUUGUAAUUUGGUGAGGUUUAACAAGGCGAGUAAGGAAGCCAAGACAGCAAAAGGGACUGGUGAAGAUCUCGUCGAACAAAAAGGGAAAUUUGAAGGUGUUUAUUUGCAGCGUCGUGCUUUAGAUAUGACACGACCGUUGCACGAUACAAGCUACAAGGCGUUUGAUUCAAGAAAGACGGUGGAACAAAAGAUUAUCAAUGCAUUAAAGGCCGGUAACGUUAACGUUAUUGGGGUGCAUGGAUUUGCCGAUGUGGGCAAAACUACGCUGGUGGAGAAAGUAGCUUCGGUGGCCAUGGAAGAUAAGUUAUUUGAUAAAAUGGUUAUGGUGGAUAUAACACAGUCUCUGAACGUCGAAACAAUUCAAGAAGACAUUGCCAAGCAACUGGGAUGGGAAUUAACGGAGACGAACGUGAAUGAAAGGGCUGCUAGAUUGCUUGAUAGUUUGAAGAGACAGAAGAGACGAGUUCUGGUUAUAUUGGAUCAUGUUUGGGAAACGAUUAACUUGAAGGUCAUUGGCAUUCCUUUCGGUUUUGAAGAGAAGUUCGAUGAUGAUCAAAAGCGAUUGAAAGUAUUGCUUAUUUCUAGAAGUAAAGAAGUGUUGGGAAAUUACACAGAUACUGAAAACAAUUUCUCUGUUGAAGCUUUGAGUUACCAAGAAGCAAGGAAUUUAUUUGACUCGAUAGUGGGAAACUUGACAUUGUCAGAUUUGGCAGUUGAGAUAGUUAAACGAUGUGCAGGUUUACCACUUACAAUUGAAGCAAUUGGAAAUGCACUAAAACAUAAUAGGAGCCUUUAUUUCUGCCAAAAGAUUUUGGAAGAUUUGAAGAAUUUCAAAGGAGUGGAUCGGAUUUUGAAGUUGAGUUACGAAUUUUUGGAAAGUGAGGAUGCGAAAUCCUUGUUUCUGCUUUGUGCGGUAUGUACUAGUGCAGGUGAUAAAAUCUCAACGGAUUACUUGUUGAAAAUUGGAUUGGGGAUGGGUUUGUUUAGAGAUGUAUAUACAUUGAAAAGAGCAAGGAAUACUAUGCUUUCAUUGAUUGAUAAUCUCAGAGCUUCCUGUUUGUUGUUAGAUAGUGGAGUUGAUGACAAAUUCGUUAAAAUGAGCCACACGAUGCAUAGUGUUGCUGUGUCGAUUGCUGAGGAUGGGGGACAGGUUUAUGUUAGUAUUCCAGAAGGAGCUAACUCGAGAGAAGUACUGGAAAGUACAAUGUCCAAAGAAGAUUUAACCCAUUUGUCUGUAAUUAAUGGGGAUAUUAAUGAGCUUCCUGAAAGGUUGGACUGUCCAAACCUGAGGCUACUUUUGCUGUUAAGGAAAGAUCAGGAUCAAGAUCAAGAUCGUUCUUUAGAAAUCCCAAACAACUUCUUUCAAGGGGUGAAAGAAUUACAAGUUCUAUAUCUGGGUGGCAUCAACAUACCAUCAGAAUCUUCUCUUCUUUCUUGCCUAAAGAAACUCCGGACAUUGUGUUUGAACAGAUGCUCGCUAACCGAUAUAGGAAUAAUCGGAGAGCUAAAGGAAUUGAUGAUUCUGAAAUUUUCGUUUUGUGAUUUUAAAGUGUUACCUGCAGAAAUUGGAGAUUUGACCAAGUUAAAGUCACUGGAUUUGAGUAAUUGUCCAAAAUUCCAACAAAUCACACCAAGUGUCAUAUCAAGGUUGACUUGA